UGUCUUACAAUGUCAGGCUGGUUGCUCAGUAGAAUGGUGGCCUUCCUCUUCACAGCAGCUUCCCGGGUGGGACCCCGACUCAACAGGUGACGUCUUCCAUACAUGGCGCUGGUCGUUCUGGAAUUGGAGAAGGAGGAGCCGACUCGGGGAUGGCCGAAGGGUCCACCACGAUCACGUUGGGUAGUGUCUGGCUUAUUCAGCUUGACUGCCUUUGCAGGCUGAAUCAGGAGCAAUGUCACAGAAGAAGCCGCUGCCGACAAGUCUGUCCUCGUCUAAUUUGACUUGUUCAGUAUGUCGGACGAGAAAGCCCAUACCAGGCAAGAAGAUGAUAUCGCAGGGAAACGACUGCUUGGAUCUGUAGAAGACGACGACGUAGUGUUCCCCAACAACACCACGAAGAGGUUUCUUCUUCUAGCUUUUGUGAUAUUCGUUUACUUCUUCUCAUACGGCACCUCGGUUCCGGUGAUUUCCUUCUAUGUCUUUGACAAAGUCAGCUCGCGUUAUCCCUACAAUUUAAGCUCUUCUUCCCCUUGCAUCAUCGGGAAUAGUACAGAUUUAAACAGCACGGCUGAAAACAUCGUCCAGAAAGCAGUUGCCAACAAAUACUUAAUGCUGAAUUUAGUGUGGCUUUUGCCUAGCUUAAUUCCAAUAUUAUUUCUGGGUCCUUUCAUAGAUAGAUCGGGGAGGAAAAAAGCCCUGCUGAUUCCAAUGGCUGGAACGUUGAUGAAACAAAUAGUCGUAAUAGUAGUGGUGCGUCUUUCGCUCCCAGUUGACUUGCUAGCUAUAGCAAACUUUCUGGAAGGCAUUUGCGGAGGAUUUGGAACGGUUUUGAUGAUCGCGUUUGGAAUGGUAGCUGAUUUGACUCCACGAGGAAAAACGCGUACAUUGCGAAUAACAGUAAUAGAAACCUGCAAUGCGAUUUCUGUUUCUAUAUCCACGGUAUCUAUUGGGAUCUGGCUACGCAAUCACGAUUCCUACAAGUCACCCGUGUAUUUCCAUGCCAUCAUCGUAGGCAUCGUACUGUCGAUCUUCGUCAUCACCGUCACGUGUUUGUUCGUGCGCGAGACUCUCCAGAGAAAAGUGUCCAGCUCUUGGUGCGAGGCUGUGAAGAACGUGAGGAAAUGUUUCACCUUCUACACCACCGACACGGACGACAGACGAAGGUGGAAGAUUCUCGUUGGCAUUUCGGUCUUCAUCCUGGUUAUGUCGGUGAACUUCUCACACCAGGACGUCCUCAGCAUGUUUCUCAUGAGACGACCCCUGUGCUGGCACGAACUCCACGUGACGGCGUUCAUGUCGGUCUACAUCUUCGCCUCUUCCUUGGUGUCUCUAGUGACUUUGAAGAUCGUCCAGAGAUGGCUGAACCUGGAGGACAGACACGUCGCUCUGGCUGGAUCUGUGUCGUCAAUGCUGUCCAUGCUCAUCCUAGCCUUUGCUUGGGAAGACUGGCUUGUCUACAUGUCAUCUGUUGUUGGUUUGCUUAUACGAGUGAUCAUCCCCAUGACAAGGUCAGUUAUGUCAAGUGUGGUGCGACAAGAUGAACAAGGUGCAUUGUUUGCUGGCAUGGGCUGCAUUGAAAUAACCUUUCCAGUGGUGAUGGGUUCACUUUCCACUCUUCUUUAUAAAGCUACAGAACAAAUUCGUGUUGGAGUUGUCUUCCUUGUUCUGUCUGGAGUCAUGUUUGUUGUCUUAAUUUUGUAUAUUUUUCUCAAUAUUCGAAUAUCAAGACAACAUCGCCAUGGAUACCAGGCUAUCAACUGAAUCAACCCUGUUGAGUUAAUAAGUCCAUAGAUUGGCUGUAGUUCAUCAUUCUGCUGAAGAUGAGAGAUUACAAUAAACAUAUUUGGUGAUUUGUGAACAGCUGAAGAUCCAACCAGUGAAUCUCAUGGUCGUAUUAUGCAAGUAUGGUAGUGUCGUUGAUAGGAUAAACCUUAAAUAUGACACACGUAGUACAUGUCUAUAUAACCGGCCUCGAUGCUGUAGUGGUUAAGCCAUUGGACUUAAAGACUAGUAGAUACUGGGUUCGCAUCUCUGUAAAGUUACACUGUAUCCCACCCAGAGCACGUUUAACAACUCAGUGGGUGGCUCCCACUCAGAGCUCGUUUAACAACUCGGUGGGUGGCUCCCACUCAGAGCUCGUUUAACAACUCUGUGGGUGGCUCCCACCCAGAGCACGUUUAACAACUCAGUGGGUGGCUCCCACCCAGAGCACGUUUAACAACUCAGUGGGUGGCUUUCACCCAGAGCACGUUUAACAACUCAGUGGGUGGCUCCCACCCAGAGCAAGUUUAACAACUCGGUGGGUGGCUCCCACUCGGAGCACGUUUAACAACUCAGUGGGUGGCUCCCACCCAGAGCACGUUUAACAACUCGGUGGGUGGCUCCCACCCAGAGCAAGUUUAACAACUCAGUGGGUGGCUCCCACUCAGAGCACGUUUAAUAACUCAGUGGGUGGCUCCCACUCGGAGCACGUUUAACAACUCAGUGGGUGGCUCCCACUCGGAGCAAGUUUAACAACUCAGUGGGUGGCUCCCACUCAGAGCACGUUUAACAACUCAGUGGGUGGCUCCCACUCCAGGCACGUUUAACAACUCAGUGGGUGGCUCCCACUCAGAGCAAGUUUAACAACUCAGUGGGUGGCUCCCAUUCAGAGCACGUUUAACAACUAAGUGGGUGGCUCCCACUCAGAGCAAGUUUAACAACUCAGUGGGUGGCUCCCACUCAGAGCAAGUUUAACAACUCAGUGGGUAAGUGUAUGGCCACUACACCGACAUCUCUCUCACUAACAA
This is a messenger RNA of Gigantopelta aegis, 2789 nucleotides long. Its product is annotated as proton-coupled folate transporter-like. The transcript is spliced from 5 exons. The record is from RefSeq and is a predicted model, not a curated record. Lineage: Eukaryota; Metazoa; Mollusca; Gastropoda; Neomphalida; Peltospiridae. Gene Ontology annotation, biological process: transmembrane transport. Gene Ontology annotation, cellular component: membrane. The coding region runs from base 292 to 1761 and encodes 489 amino acids. Gene Ontology annotation, molecular function: transmembrane transporter activity.